Molecule: messenger RNA, 3039 nt
Organism: Penicillium maclennaniae
Lineage: Eukaryota; Fungi; Ascomycota; Eurotiomycetes; Eurotiales; Aspergillaceae
Exons: 3
Source: RefSeq, a predicted model, not a curated record
GCAGAUGCCGAUGAUCAAACAUCAGCACGGAUCAACCGAGGCUCUUUUGAAAAUCCUGCAGCACGUCUUCGGCCGCGGUUCCGAUACUGGCUUCCCGAUGCCAGCGUCGACGCGAAGACGGUUCAAGAUAAUAUCAAGUCUGCUGGUGCAAUUGGUGCAGGCGGUGUCGAGUUUCUUCCCUUCUAUAACUAUGGGGCUCAGUUAAGCCCAGCUCCAAAGGGGUCCGACUGGAGCAAGUAUGGAUUUGGGACGCCGGCAUUCAAAAAGCUCUUCUUAGCUGCGUUGCAAGCCCAUAAAGAGGCGGGCCUGGCCAUGGACUUUGCAUUGGGUCCAAAUCAGGGCCAGGGAGUGCCGGCGGAUCCCACUGACGAGGGAUUGCAAUGGGAUUUGGAGCCUUUCUCUGUCGUUGUACCUCACAAUGGUCGCUUCAGUGGCAAGAUACCAGGUUGGGGAUCCGGCCAACUGGUGGCCUUGGUGUCAGCCGAGGUGCUCUCAUCAAAGAACAUCAGCAUGGAUACUGCUGGGACUGCUAGCUUCCUGGGAACACCUCAGUCUUAUUACAUCCAAAUGGUCCUCAGGAACGGCUCAUUGAACGAUUGGUCUGACAUGGUUUCUUCCACCGGCCAAGUCUCUCUCAACAUUGGCACGACCAAGUCUUCGACUUAUCGCUUGUUUGCAUUCUACCAAUUCUUGUCACACAAUAAGAAUCUGGAUUUCGCUGCCUCGCCAUCUAAGACCAUUUGGGAUAAUGGCUCGUAUAUUGUGGAUCACUACAGUGCGCGAGGCGCUCAAACCACGACUAAGUUUUGGGAGAAACAUCUCCUGACAGAAGAAGUUAAGGAGCUUCUGAUGAGUGUCGGUCACUAUGGCUGGGAAGAUAGUAUUGAAAUUAAAUCGAACAUUUCGUGGACUCCAAGGCUUCCGGAGCUCUUCAGAUCCAUACAUGGAUACGACCUGAAACCAUUCCUGCCACUCAUUAUGUACAACGACAACAAUAUUAACAUUCAAAGCACGCAACCAGGCACCAUUCAGUGUCUUCUCAACACGCCGGAUCAGGGUCUCGGCUAUGUUCACGAUUUCCGUGGUGCGCUGGUUGAGGGAUAUCGCAGCUACCUCAAAGAACUGACGAGCUGGAUCAAUACAAAGCUCAAUCUGCAAACGUCGGCUCAAGUUUCAUAUAACCUUCCAAUGGAUAUGGAAGCCAACAUCCCCUACGUUAAUACCCCUGAAUGUGAGAGUCUGCAGUUCGGCGACAAUAUCGAUGGCUACAGACAAUUUGCUGGGCCCGCUAAUUUGGCUGGAAAGCGGGUCAUUUCAAACGAGAUGGGCGCUGUGAUGCUCGGAGCAUAUAGCCUCCAGCAUAGCGAGCUGCUAUCAUUCAUCAACCGGGCGGUGGCCGGUGGUGUCAACCAGGUGGUGCUCCAUGGGCAGUCGUAUACGGGUAACUACUAUGAGACUACAUGGCCUGGCUAUACGGCAUUUUCGUAUCUCUUCUCAGAACUCUAUUCGGAGAAACAGCCUUCCUGGAACCACGGAUUUGAAGAUGUUCUCAACUACGUUGCCCGAGUGCAGUAUCUCCAGCAGUCCGGCGUUCCUCGCACCGACAUUGUGAUUUACAACAAGGUGUCUGCGACAAACCCGAACUUUCCGACUAUUUACUCAUCCAAUGAUUUGAUUGAAGCUGGUAAGCUGCUGCUUUUCUGUUUACCGUCGAGAUCUUUGACUAAGUCACCCAGGCUAUGUACAUAUACCUACCUGUCCCCAGACAACUUUGCUCUUUCCGAAGCUACGGUACAGAAUGGUGUCUUGGGUCCCAAUGGCCCUGCAUACAAGGCUAUGGUCAUCACCAGCGACAGCAAUCUUACCGCGGAAGGUGUACACCACAUUCAACAGUAUGCCCGCGCAGGGCUGCCCAUUAUCUUGAGCGGGGGAGAUCCCGGCGUCUACGCAACCCGCGACGGAAGUGACCAACCCACCGUUGAAAAGGCCAUUCAGGAUCUAAAGAAGUCGCGAAAUGUUUAUACUGUCUCGGCGGGCCAAGUCGCGGCCAAGCUUCACAGUCUCGGAAUUCAACCUCAAAUUGCUGUGCAAACAAAUGGCACCUGGUACUCGACCUGGCGCGAAGAUGCUCAGAACGGCAUGGACCACGCAUUUGUAUUCUCUGAAUCCUCUUCGCACGGCACAGUCAGUAUUGCUAGUACCAAAACCCCCUUCAUCCUCGAUCCUUGGACGGGCACGAAGAAGCCCCUCCUUGGCUACAAACGUGACGGCGAAAGAGUGAUCAUUCCUCUCAGCUUCACAGCCAACCAAACCGCUGUAAUCGGCUUCAUCGACAGUGAUGACGGCCCUUCCGAGUCUGCCACACAGUUGCCCUCCACGGUUCUGGGCUACGAUUAUGCACAUGAUACCGGUGCUGUUUUCCGAGUUUCCGACGGCUCAAGCCAGUCUCUUCUUCUCUCAAAUGGUACACGAGUCAGCCUCGGAGACAAAAGUGUCGCUAAGCCUAGUUCACUAUCUCAGUGGAGUCUUAUAGCCGAGUACUGGGAGGCACCGACUAAUCUCUCCAAUGCCGCCAGUAUCGCCACUAAACAUAACACCACCCACCAUCUCUCCUCGCUUGUCUCGUGGACAGAAAUUGAAGGCUUGGGAAAUACUUCCGGUCUGGGGUACUAUACCACAACCGUGAGCUGGCCGCCUUCGCAUGGAUCUGCCGACGGGGCCUAUCUUCUCCUCCCGAGGAUUGAGCACGCCGCACGGGUCUUUGUGAACAAUAAGCGGCUGCCAGGCUUUGACUUUGCAGCCCCGCGGAUAGAUCUGGGCCCAUACCUGCAGCCGGGGGCGAAUCAGGUGGACGUGAUGGUCCCGACCACGAUGUGGAACUAUAUUCGCAGCAUCGCUGGAGAGCUCGAAAGUGCAGGUGUCGGAGUGGAAACUGUCAUGGCGGGUGUUGGGGAAACGACGUUACCUGCGCGCCGCGCAAACGGGCUGAUCGGGAUCGCAACCUUGGUUCCUUACGUCAAUGUGCCGUUGAAUAUGUAG